CCACGGAGGAGUGGGGUCCAUCGGCGACUGCUGUAAUGCGCCAUGAGACUGAGCUGUCACCCCCAGUUCUGCUGCUUCACGGCCGUCCCGUGCUUCGUGAACGCGGUGCUUGACCCCCGCAUACUCAUCCGCUUGUUGCCAUGCGGAAGACAUCACAAGAUGGUGGAGAUUCAACCUCUAUUACCAGUGGAAUAGAAAAUGAAAUUAAAAAGCCUGGAGCAAUUGGAAAAACAAAACGGAAUUCCAUUAAACGGAAAGUUCAGAAUUUCAGCCAUGAAUCUGACGAUGCUGUCAUUGAGCCACUCUUGCAGAAAGAUAAAGAAAAGCCCGAAACAACAAAGCCAAGUGCCAAAUUUAACCUUUUGUCAAAAACUAAGACUGACGAUUUGAGCGAAAAAGGAACCGAUAAGGACAAACUAAUCACGGAUGAUAAACUGCAGAAGUCAGGUAUAUCGAAUGCUUCUGAGAUCACUGACAAAAUAUCAUCAUCUUCUAAUUCGAAAGAAAACAAUAUACCCAAAAUUACAAGUGCCAAUGCUCCUUUACAUAAUCACAUGAAUACCAACGUGUUUGGUUCACCUGAUGGCUUAAAAGGAUUUGUUGCACCAAAAAGCCAAAUUUUAGUAGAGAUUGAUGGCUGUAAACAGGUCGGCUAUAAUCCAAGUCCAUUAAUAUUCACAACAGCGAAAAUACACACUGAUGGCAAAACAAAACACAUGGAACCAGUUCAAGUAACUCCAGUACCAAUUCUGUCAACAAUUGAAGUGAGUGUCUUAAAAAGUGGAGGCAAUGCGUCUGAAAAAUCUGGUCAAGUAAGUUCCAACAUCAGUACAGUAUAUGCGAUGCCUCAUACUAGCAAAAAUAUAAUAGAACCAACAUACAAAGCUGUCAAUAACGUGCCAACGACACAAAAUAAAGCGGUUAUUGAUAUCAAGAUCCCUAGCAUAAUGAGCACUGAAUUAGAUAAGACCUCAAAAGUAUUGUCCUCUAGCAAAGAAACAAAACCAACACAAUCUAAAAUAUCUCCUACCGGAAUACCAGAUAAAACGACGGGGAAUAAAAGCUUCACUAAAGAGAAUAAACCAGAAAAAGAUGAAAAACAUAUAAAACCACCCAUAUCACAGGUUGGUAAUUAUAAUGAUGCCAAAGUUACAUCAAGUUCGGUUGCUACGACAAAAUCUGUUCCAACUAAUAAUUCUAUGAAAGAUAGUGGCGCGCUUGAUAAAACUAAAGAUAAGUUAGAAUCACAUCGGCAACCUGAACAUAAAAUUGAAUUGACUAAGACUGCUAAGCUAGACAGUACAGACUCACAAAAAAACAAAGAACGUGAUGACAUUAAGACAAGUAAGGAUAAAAAUAAAGAAGCUUCAAAUACUUCCACUAGUAGCAGGCAAUUGCAGCGCCAAAGUAUUGUAGAAAAGGAAGAUACAAUAUCGAAUAUAAAACCAACUAACGAUUUAAAAAGCACGAAUAAAGCAGUUGAUAGUCAAAAGAAUAAAUCGGCAGACAGUCAAAAAUCCUCUAAAAUUGAAACCAGUGACAAAACUAAAUUGCCAAAGCCUAGUGCCAAUAGUAUUCCAGUUACUAACGUAACAAUUAAUAACAACACUACCCCUAAUACAGCACCUAAUUUAGCCACAAAUGUAAAUAAAAAUGUUAGUGCCAAUAAAUCAUCAAUUCCUACAACCAUUACUUCAUCUGUUGUAAAAUCCCCUAUUCCAACGACUAAAAACUUGUCAGAAGGCAAAUCAUCCGCUACAACAACUACCACUUCAUCUGCUGUCAAAAUAUCUACUCCAACAACUACCCCGUUCACUACCAGUAAAACGAUUGUAUCUACAAUGAGUCCAUCAAAUGCAACUACAUCGACAAUCAGUAAAAAUAUGUCCACUCCUAUCUCUACAACCGCUCCUGUAAAAAAGACAUCUAUACCCGUCACCACAGCUCCGGUUACCAAUAAAACAUCAGUGCCUGCAUCGGUGACAGUGGCUUCUAGUAAAGUUACUGCUCCGUCAACUAUAAAGACAGACAAUAAAUCAGCUGUUAUACCCGCAACUAUAACUAACGCUCCGAGUAACAAGACGUCUCAGUCAAUAACUUCAGGAGCAAAUAAGGGAUAUAGUCCUUCAGUUACCACAUCAACGGUUAAAAUGACUUCAGGGCCUCAUACCACGACGCCAGUCGACAAGACCACUACAUCGAAUUCAAUUUCCUCAGCCAAAUCCAUAGCCUCAAGCAUUGCUUCAGCAAAACCGCCUGCUACAACUACAUCUUCAGUUUCAAAGACUUCAAAUACUGAAAAACCAUCAGUUACUGCUUCUUCUGGAAACAUUAAGCCAGAGGUGACGAAAGCAAGCUCCAAUGCUAAAUCACAAGAAUCAAAUAUUCAAUCCAAACCUACGAGUUCAAUAACUACUACGAAACCAUCAAAAGUUUCAUCAGCUAUAACUCCAGCAACUACUUCUCAAAGGAUUGAUAUAACUAAAUCACAGAAUACAAUAACGACAGCGAAGCCGACAUCAAGUAAAGCAAUCCCACAGACCAUAGUAGGCAAAUCAACCGACGCACCUAAGAGCUCAACAAGCAACGAAAAACCUUCAUCAGUAAAAAGUAGUGGCACAUCAUCAAGUUCAGCUACAACGAGUGGAGUGUCAAACGUCACGGUUACUGCUGCUGCAACUUCUCCUCCCUUGGCUUCUACUGGAUCAUCAUCGAAAACUACAGAAGGUAAUAAACAAAAUGACUCAAAGUCGAAAGAAUUAAGUAACGGUAGCAAAAGUUUAAAAGCUUAACAGUUAUUACGAAAUGAGUUUGGGUUUUUAGGAGAUAUACAAGUGGCUCAAUCCAUAGUUGUAAUGAUAAUAAUUAAUUUGUAUAACGAAGUAUUCCAAAAUUUAUCACAAGGUAUAAUGUACAAUCUAGUCAUCAAGAUGCUUGUAUUCUAGGUUGCACAACUCACUUUUCUUAUGAUAUAGAUAUUUCCUUAUUCCUCGCUCAGCGUAGUGGAAUAGUGUGUUAUAUAGCUGUAAAUACCUAUCAUAGUACAUUAUGUGAACUGAAUGGUCAAUGUGUCUAAUCUUCUGUAUGCAUGAAAUCAUACUAAUAAUUAUAUUAGGUACUUAGUUAAAGGUGCGCGUUGGAGUAGACAUAUUUGUAGGUAAAGGUUGAUCCGUGUAACACGUGUAUUUGCUCAUGGUAAAUAAAUGAAAGGAAUUGAAAAGUUUAUAAAAAAAAACUGUUAAUUAUAUUUUAAAUAGAAAAAUAACUACUUAAUUUAAAGUUUAAACCAGAAUUUUUAACCUUCCAAGUGCCAUUUCGAAGCCUGUGUGAAAAUAUGCAUAGCAAUAUUACCGAUUAGUUACCAAAACAUGGAAUGUUAUACGUUGACGGACAUACGGACGGUAGGUUAGUGGUGCUAAGAAAGACAUAUUUUUCAUAGACAAUAUUAUUAUUAUAUUUUCGAUACCAUUUAGAGAUGAAUACCUAGUUUCAUCUCACAGUGUCAAUUUAUAUCAUUAUUAAAUUGAUGUGUAUCUAUCAUUGACAAACCAGAAAUGAAGUAAAUAAGAUAUAAUAUGUACUAUGCAUUGCACCUGUUUGUAGGUGCUCUGUAAAUUUCAUUUAUCAAUGACGAGAGAAAAUUAUAAAAACGCAGGGUAGAAACUGAUAAUACAAGAAUUAUUAAUUUAAUAAUAGCAAUCUAAAUUUCAUUGAUGUAUGUUUGAAUAUUUGAUACUAUUUUUUUAGAAUGCUCAUUUGAGGCGGGUAAUAUGACGGAGAUUAUUUGAUUUUGAACAGAAACUUGAGUCAAACAAUGAAGGUAAAGCACAGCAAUAUUGGAAUGAUGUCCGGUAAAAUCCAGUAAUUUGGCUCCCCUUGCAUUUGAUGCUUGAACUACCAAGAAAACUUUUUCAUAGUAAGAUCGUUACUCCCAAAAAAUGUGUUACAAAUUGUAAGUUUCCAUCGUACAAUGCACUAAAAACAAUCACACAAAGUCAUUGACAGACGACCGUCAGCCAGGUAUCACAGGGUGGUGCAUUAUCAAAUUUAAUAAAUUUUAUUACAUUGCCAAAUUAAAAAAAUACAAUUUCUUUUAAUUACAUAAAUUGAUUGUCAAACAAACGCUUAUAAUACAAUAGUACGGUUCGGAUGAGAGGUAUGUACAUGAAUUUGAUCAAUGCAGUUGAAACAUGUUUACAAAUAGUAGAUACUUUAGUUGUCAAAUACUCGUAACACCAACGUCCCAGCACAAUUCUUAUUGUAGUACAUCGUCCAGUUAAUAAUGAAUUCCGUCUGUAAAGUAAAUGCACAAAACAUUUUAUUUUCCGUGUCGUUAGUAUGUCAUAAAUAAGUCUCAAAUAGUGUCAAUAGUAUUUACAUAAUGGAUGGCAGAAUACAUUUUUCUGAUCCGAUGAAGCAGAUUUUGAGAAACAUAUUUUUCCCAGAGAUGGACUAUCCUCAGGCAUUAAAGUAACCGAUCAGCUAGCCAGAAUAAAUAUAAGGUCAGUUCCAAUUCACAAUACAAAGUAUUUGUAUUUAUUUUUUUCUGAAAUCUUAACAAUAAAAGACAUACAUAAACAUAUUUUGAAUUAUUUUUACUUAGCUGACGAAUUUAAUGAACUUUCUUUACAUGCAGAUUAACCCAGUGUGUUAAAGAAACUAAUUGCUGGAGAAUGUAGCGAGGUUAUAGUAGGAUAUGAAUUUCAGCUAUGUUUUUAAUAAUCUAUACAUAAUUUGGUGAAAUACAAACUGAAGAUGAAGUAAUAACAGGAUUCGUGAACAAUAUUAGAUCUUUGAUCGCCUGAAGAACUGAAUAAUUGACUGACUCCGACAGUAAGAACAGUUGUCUGCUUGUGAGUGUAAUAUUGCUAAUUGAAUAAAUGUCAUGUCCGUUAUAAUUUCAGUCCUUAGCCAGUAGACAUUACCAAUUCUCAUAAAUAUACCUAAAUUGAUUAAAAAUAAUGUUCCCAAUGAUAAAAUCGAUUCCCAAAGAGGAAAUAAAAUUUUGGAAUAAUAAACAUGUGUUAAAUAAAAUUAGGAAAAAAGUAUUUUGUUAAUACAUAUUAUAUUAUUUGUCUAUUUAGAAAUUAUAGUCUUCUAUUAAAUUGUACUUUUCUUCAAGAGUUCACCCGUUAUAAUAUAUACUAUGUGAAGUAGGUAUCAAAUUAAUUAUUUGUUUGUACUAGGUUAGAAAUUAACUCAUUAUGUGAUGCCUAGCCAAAUGUGUAAGUCAGUUAAAAUAUUAAAAAAAAUAACUAUAAUACCGCAUAAUAAAAUAAAUGUAAUACAAAUUUUAUAAACUGCCAUAGAAAAUAAUUUUCUUAUAAACCGUUUAUUUUUUGUGAAUUACUAGUAGAACGUGUUAAGGUUUUAUUUUGUGUAAAAGGUUGGUUUAUUCAAAGUUCACAUAUCUCUUUCUUCUUAUAAUGUCGGAUAAAAUGCAAUCUUUUUAGAAAAUAUGUGUGUAAUAUCUUCCUAAAUGUUGUAUUUGCCACCAUUUUGCACAAAGACGUUAUUUUGCACCUAACCUUACAAACUAAAUAAAUACCUAUUCCAUGUAAGUAGAUAGAUUAUUUUGUUAAGUAAUUAGUGAUUAGAAUGGUUAGGACAACGUUCACUACAAUUUUAUCCUUAACCUGUAAACUUGAAUGUAGUUACAUACUUUAUUUGUUCAUUGUAUCGACUUCUCUGUAUGUUAAAUAUUUAUUGGACAUAUUGGAAUAAUACUUAAUAAUUUAUUAGAGAAGAAUGAAUAAUGGUUCAUUAGUAGAUGCUUUCAAAGUAUUAAGGGUUCUUUGCACUGUUGAUGAGUAUUUAAAUUCAAUUAUUAAAGAACGAUUGCGUAAGUAGGUACCUUAACUUAAACUGUAGAUAUCAAGUUGGUAGAUUAGAUUUGUCGUUUAGAUACUUUACUGAAAUUGUAGGUUUAUAGAAUCUAAGGAAAAUAAAAUUGUAUUUAAAUUAAGUUGUUAUAAUUUUUUAGAUAACUUUAUUUUGAUAACUAUCAUAUUUUAUCCUGUAGGUACUGAAUUUAUAAAUGAACCUACCUGAAGAUUUGUAUGAUUAUUGAAUAUGUAGUUCACCUAUUUGUUUUUGAAUAGGUACCUACCCGUUUAGUUGUCCAAACAUACAUAGGGUUGUUCGUAGGUCGAGGUAAUUGUGUAGUGGAGGAGCGCGCCGGCGCCGGCCCCGGACCGGCUCUCCGGGCGGCGCAGGCGCGGCUGGUAGGGUAGCUAUGUGUUACGGCGGAAAGCACGGUGACGAACGAUACAGAUGCUAACUCACCGAUACAGGGCAAUAUGGAUAUUGUGUAUUUCCAAAAUACGUAUGUUUCUACGUGACAAUUAAACGCCUAAAUUGAUUAGCAUAUUGUUGUUGAACUUGAUGUAUUUUAGAGAAUUAUUGAUCAAAUCGAUGUUAUAUAGAUGUUUAUUGUAAAUAUUAGCUUUAAUUGAAGCCAAAGAAAUAUGGAAUGGUCUAGAGUGUUAUAGAAGGCUGUAUUUUUGGGUGAUAUUUUAGAAGGAUGGCAUCAUAUCUUUCAUAACAUUAUAUAAAAUAACACGAUAUAACUAUCUAAUAAUAACAGAUAUGAGCUGGAGAUGGACAUAGAAAAGGUAAUGAUGUGAUAAAUGCAAAUGGAUUUUAGUUUUAGUGUUGUUGUGCUAUUAAUAAAAUAUGUUCCAAUGUGGUUA
Spodoptera frugiperda (fall armyworm) is the source of this 6692-nucleotide messenger RNA. It is a transcript of the gene GlyT, whose product is annotated as sodium- and chloride-dependent glycine transporter 1. The transcript has 2 exons. Gene Ontology annotation, biological process: sodium ion transmembrane transport. Bases 141 to 2792 code for a protein of 883 amino acids. NCBI's taxonomy places the organism in Eukaryota, Metazoa, Arthropoda, Insecta, Lepidoptera, Noctuidae. The record is from RefSeq and is a predicted model, not a curated record. Gene Ontology annotation, cellular component: membrane.